UGUACCUGUGUAAAGUAUUGUUAAAUUAAUAAUUUGAGAAAGUUAUAAAUCUUAACUAGGCACAAGAUUAAUGAUUAUUAUGGUACUGUCGUAACUAUGGGUACAGAUGCGAACCUGGGUGCAAAUUACACUUUUAAUGGAGAUUUGGUGGGUAACUUCUGCAGAAAAAUUUGUGCCAUGUUUUGAAUUAUCAAGAGAGCUAAGACUUCCGUGUAAGUGUUCUCUUGGACCAAUUGAAGCUGCUUUAGAUGGGGAUCCUGCUGUUAGCGUGAACUGUGAUAAAAUUGUAUUCCCCGAUUUUCCUCCUAUUCCAUAUGGCGCACCAGUGGUUGCUUACAGUCAAAGGUGGGCUGGUUAUCAGUCGUUACCUAUUCAGAUUUUUAACACAUUAGGACUUCCUCUCAGGAAAGUGGAUUUUUCUGGAAAUUCUCUAAGAAGACUGACAGAACGACUACUUCAGGGAUUGCAAAAUUCUCUCGUAGAAUUACGAUUAGCCGAUAAUUUAUUGGGAGACACAUUAAAUCCUAUAUUUUCAAGCAGCGAGUUCCACAGCUUGAAAUACCUUCAAAUACUUGAUCUUAGUAGUAACAGCAUAAAAGCUAUUGAAGAAGGGAUAUUUGAAGGGUGUGAAAAUCUAAAGGAACUUUACCUGAAUCACAACCGUUUCACUUCAAUCCCUGUGACAUCAUUAAAUGGGCCCACAGCUCUAAAAGUGUUGGAACUUAGGGGGAACCGAAUUGGAGUUUUGAAAAGAAGAAAUUUCCAUAACUUAAAAUCACUUGAACGGAUAGAUUUGAGUUACAAUUUAAUAUCAAGCAUAGAGGGCGAAUCACUGGAAAACUUGGAACACCUGAGAACUUUGAAACUUACACAUAACAGACUAUCAAAGUUUAAUAGUGAUGUUUUCCAAGGAGCUUACAACUUGGAGCAAUUGGAUUUGUCCGAGAACCUCAUUACAGAAUUUCCAGAAGCAGCGAUGAAAGUAUUUAAUAGAUUGAAACAUUUAAAUUUAUCAUCAAAUUUAAUACAAAAUUUGGACAAUAAUAUGUUCAGUUCUUUGGUGCAUCUGUAUGUCUUGGACGUAAGCCGAAAUAACGUUGCGAAUAUCGUUCCCGGAACGUUCCUAGGAUUGAAGCAGUUACGAACUCUAGAUAUUAGCGUCAAUUCUUUAAGAACUAUUGAAGAUGAUGCUUUUGAGGGUUUGGAUAACUUAGAAACGCUUCGGUUGAAAGACAAUAAUAUCCUUCUAAUACCAGCAUCGGCUGUAGGACGGCUGCCGCGUCUAACUAAUUGGGAAUUAGAUUACAAUCGAGUUGCGGCAUUAUCAGCAGAUAUAUUCAAGUCGAUUGCUGAUCAAGUUACAAGAUUGGUUAUUGCUAAAAAUGUAGUACGUGAACUUCCAGCCGCCACAUUUCAAUAUUUCCAACAGUUGCAAUACCUGGAUUUAACUCGCAAUCUGCUAACGACAUUAAAUUCAGAUGCUUUUGUUGGCGUAGAAAACAGUCUCAAACAAUUGCACCUGUCCCAAAACAAAAUUAGUAGCAUAUCUGGCUCUCCUUUGAUGCUGUACGAGCUGGAAGUGUUAGAUAUCAGCGACAACCAAUUCUCUGAUUUACCAAAAUCAUCAUUUAGUCUAUUAACAAAUUUAAGAUUACUAAAUAUAAGCAGAAGUGGCCACUUUGUAAACAUUCCUAACGAUCUCUUCCACAAACUUACCGAAUUAGAAAUAGUUGAUUUGAGUCACACAGGAUUAAAAGAUAUAACGGCCCAUCUACUUCGCAAAUCAAUUCGCCUACAACAGGUCUACUUAAACGAUAACGAAAUCUCGGAAAUUCACGAAGAUGUGUUUUACAACUUACAAAAUCUUACCAAAAUAGAUUUAUCCAACAACAAUAUCAAUAGCAUCAAACACGGCGCCUUUGUUAAUGUAAUGAAUCUUCAAACAUUAUCAUUAAAAGGAAACCAACUGAACUCAUUUAAAGGGGAGUUUUUCAAUACAGGAACAAGUUUAGAAACUUUGGACAUAUCAUACAAUCAAUUAAGCUACUUAUUUCCAUCGUCGUUCAGAAUACAUCCACGCCUAAGAGAACUACAUGCGCAGUAUAAUAAAAUUAAUUUCUUUCCUGCCGAAUUAAUUACAACACUACAGUUUCUGGAAUAUGUUGAUCUUUCCUCAAAUGAGUUGAAAACGAUUGAGGAAUUGGACUUCGCUAGGCUUCCAAGGCUACAUACUUUGCUAAUGGCUGAAAAUCAAAUAGAUUCUAUUAGCGAAAUGGCUUUUCAUAACUCUACACAACUUCAAAUGAUAGACAUCAGCAAUAACAAACUCGAAAGGCUCAGCGAGCAAACCUUUGAGGGAUUAAUUCGUGUUAGUUAUCUAAAUUUAGAAGGAAAUCUAUUAAGAGACUUACCAGAAACAAUUUUCGAAAGGGCAAAGUUGCAAGUACUGGAAAACAUUAAUUUAGCAAAGAAUUUGUUCGAAACUGCACCUUGGCAGGCUUUAGAACGACAGUACUUCUUCAUCUCUUCUGUUGAUUUAUCUCAUAAUAAAAUUAAGGAUAUUCCGCCAGACAACAGCAUCAUGGUCAACAUUAAAAAAAUCGAUUUAUCAUUUACUCCUCUAUCAGAAGACGCAGUAAACAACGUACUUGGAGAGCCAAAGACAGUUCGAGACUUAAACUUAGCAGGAACAAGUAUAUCGAAGAUAAUUCAAAUGGAGACUCCCUUUUUACAUCAUUUGAAUUUAUCUUAUAACAACAUUAGUGAAAUAUCAGAUAAAGACUUUGAACGAAUAACUUUAUUAGAAACUUUGGAUAUCUCUUACAAUAGAUUAACCAAUUUGAGCACAAAUUUCUCAAAAAUUUGGGCAGUACUGAAAAAUUUGCAGUCCCUAGAUUUAUCUGGAAAUCUUCUCACAACAAUAGCGCUAGAUGAUUUUAACGGUUUAUCUUCACUACGAAGAUUAAACUUACAUGAUAUGGCAGAGUGUCACAGCUUGGAAAAGAAAGCGUUUAAGUCUGUUCCAAACUUAGCCGAACUCAAUUUAUACAAUUUUCCCGUCUUAGGAUACCUAGAUGUUCACGGACUGUUACAGAAUUUACCGUCGCUAGAGAAUUUGAAUAUAGAAAUAAAGGACACGACCAUAGGAAGCGAUCAAUUACAACCAAUCCUUCAUUCACGUUUACGGGUACUGGGAUUGAGAGGAUUUCGAUUGCAAAAUAUUUUGUCGGGAACACUUUCAGGUGUUAAAGGCGGCCACGUUGCCAUUGGUAUACAAAACACCUCCAUUACGACGUUACCGCCAGCGCUGUUCUUCCCAGUACCUCGAUCUUCACGAAUCAUCUUAGAUGUAACGGGAAGCAAAUUAACAACUAUUAGUCCACAAAUGCUAGUUGCCUUGGAUGAUAGACGCGGGGACUUAAAAAUUUUUGGACUUGAAACAAAUCCAAUUGUGUGUGAUUGUAAUGCGAGAGCGUUAAGGCGCUGGUUACCAACCCAUAUGGGUGACAUUCAAUGUUUCGAUCCUUAUCAUCUGAGAGGGAAAUUGCUUGUGGAAACCGGUGAUGAAGAUUUAACAUGUGACCCACGAAAGCAAAUCAUAGCUCAACCUACAGUGCAACCAAAUUCAAAAACUACUCGCUUGAUGUCAAAGACGACAGAACCGGAAAUAAUAUGGUCAAUAGCUUCCACGGACAAAAUAGCACCUAAAGUAUUUCCAAAAACUUCAAACAGCAGCUCCUCUUCAGGGAAUGAUGACACCUUGAUUAUUGGAAUUGUAGGUGGUGUUGUAGCAUUUAUUGCGAUAUUAAUAAUUGUUAUAUGCAUGAUACGCUUGCGCACAACAAAUAGUCCAGUUGUGGGCAUUUUACCCAAUGGUGGCCCCAUGAUAGCGCCUACCCAUACUGGCCAGGGAAGUAGCUGCGCAUGUAGCGUGAAGGGCGGCCCACCGAUGUAUACAAUCUCCCCCACAUUCCAACAGGGCUAUGCAUCUACACUGCCACAUAAAUUCAACAUGUCAAUGCAACCAAAUGUUCGAUCUGCUUAUUCAACAAUGGGCCGAAUACCAUCCUACCAAAGUAAUCUUCAAUCAUACUAUGUUGCCUUUCCUCCGGAUGAAAAAAGCUAUCGAUAGCAUUGUUUACGAUUGUAGUUAUGUGUAUCAAAUGUUGUUUUUUAUUUAAGUUAUAUCUAAUAUAUAAGAAAUGUGUGGCAAAAAUUUUUACUUUUUAUUAAAUAAUAAUAAUUGAAAUACCCAUGUUU
Messenger RNA from Photinus pyralis (common eastern firefly), 4260 nucleotides. RefSeq names its product protein artichoke. Gene Ontology annotation, molecular function: protein binding. Gene Ontology annotation, cellular component: extracellular matrix. The transcript is spliced from 7 exons. The coding region runs from base 107 to 4132 and encodes 1341 amino acids. The record is from RefSeq and is a predicted model, not a curated record. Lineage: Eukaryota; Metazoa; Arthropoda; Insecta; Coleoptera; Lampyridae.